AUGUCCUCCUCUAAUCAAACUCAGUUGAACACAACUUUUAAUCUGCAGCGUCAGGGACUCCUAGGAGUGGUGUUUUUUUCCACGGUGACAACGCUGCCAUGCUGUGUGUUUCUUUUCAUCAAUGUGACAAUGUUGUACACCUUGAGGAGUAAAGAGGCGUUUCGAGAGACGUCUCGUUUUAUUCUACUGUUUAACCUUCUGUUUUCAGACACCGUCCAGCUGGCACACAGUCAGUCCAUGUUUUUACUGUCUACCUUUAGAGUAACCCUGCUGUAUUCUGUAUGUGUGGUUUUAGUUUCAUUCAACAGCCUCACACUCAGCGUUUCUGUCAUCACACUGGUGGUUAUGUGUCUAGAGAGAUACGUAGCUGUGUGCUUUCCAUUCAGACACAGUGUGUUGAUCACCACCAAAAACACAGGAGUGGUUAUUUGUGUCAUCUGGUGUUUCAGUUCACUAAAAGACUUUAUGCAGUUGAGUCUAGCUUUAAAAAUGUUUUUACACGAUGUGAGCCCAGUCCAGAUGCAAGACUUCUGUGGUAAAGAGAAUGUGUUUGUUGAUCCAGCUUCUAUUAUUUUUAACAGAGCUGUCACCUAUUUUCUGUGUGUACUAGGUGGUAUAACCGUUAUUUUCUCCUAUACUGGGAUCAUUGUAGCAGCUCGCUCGGCCUCCACAGACAAAGCUUCAGCCAACAAGGCGCGAAGAACUCUGCUGCUGCAUCUGCUGCAGCUGGGCCUCACACUGUCCUCAACAAUGCACAACUCAUUGCUCAUAGUUAUCUCAAAUAAUCUAGACAGGGUUCAAGCUGUGAACAUGCAGAUUGUCCUUUAUGUUUGUGGCAUUGUCCUGCCUAAAUGCCUGAGCUCCCUUAUCUACGGCCUCAGAGACCAAACAAUUAGACCUGUUCUUAUGUUGAACCUCACCUGUCAGUGGAGAGGCUCAGCUUUCAUUUCCAACGUCCAAGCUAAAAAUAAAGUCAGAGGACCUGUAAAGCAACGGAUUUAA
This is a messenger RNA of Gambusia affinis (western mosquitofish), 1002 nucleotides long. Its product is annotated as odorant receptor 131-2-like. The record is from RefSeq and is a predicted model, not a curated record. Gene Ontology annotation, biological process: G protein-coupled receptor signaling pathway. Gene Ontology annotation, molecular function: G protein-coupled receptor activity. The coding region runs from base 1 to 1002 and encodes 333 amino acids. The transcript has a single exon. Gene Ontology annotation, cellular component: membrane. NCBI's taxonomy places the organism in Eukaryota, Metazoa, Chordata, Actinopteri, Cyprinodontiformes, Poeciliidae.